AUGAUUACAAGGAUGGAGAGAAUGGAGUUAGCAUCCCCAAAAGGAAAGGCAAAAGUGAUAGGGACAUUGAUGGGAAUAGGUGGUGCUAUGCUUCUCACUUUCUACAAAGGGGUAGAAGUUAACAUCUGGUCAACAAAUGUUAACCUUUUGCAGCAUGGUCAGUCUCAUUUGGCUUCAUCUCAUGAUCAUAGGCGUGGCUUGGGGUUUUUCAUGGCGUUAUGCAAUUGCUUGUCCUAUGCUUCGUGGUUGAUAAUUCAGGGGGCAUGCAUGAAUCCUCCACAUCCAUCCGGGUUCAAAAUUGAAGCCAAAUCUUAA
Molecule: messenger RNA, 315 nt
Organism: Dovyalis caffra
Lineage: Eukaryota; Viridiplantae; Streptophyta; Magnoliopsida; Malpighiales; Salicaceae
Source: the annotation of a GenBank genome assembly